GGCGACGCGAGGCGACGACAAAGGCUCGAGAUAAGCUGUACGUGCGCCCGCGCAGCCGCCGCGGGACCUUGAGCGCCGGCCGCGCUCCUUCCCGCGAUAAAACUAUACCGCUCAGUCCGGCGCAAGCCUCUACCGAUAUAGCACGACAUACUUAUGUCGGACCGUGAAAACACUCGAAUUACGAAUAGCCGACAAUGGCCACCCCUAGUGCAACCCCAGUGAUAAUCUAACGAUGCAGUGAACUCAGCGACAUUGUAUACGUGUAGUGAGUGUGAUGUGUUGUGCCAAGUCUCCCUGUGCCAUAAUAGGAGAUCGUUUAUUUCACUUUGGAAUCACAAAAGGCUGGGUGAGAGAUGAAGGGGUGGUUCGACGCGUUCCGCGAGGAAGGCGGGCCGACGCUGUACGCGUACCACAACCGCACGGCGGUGGCGGCGGACGUGCCCGCGCUCGCGCUCGUGCUCGCCGCGCUCACCAUCUACCUCGCCUUCCUCGCCAUCUUCCCGGGGAUCAGGAAGGAGAGGUUCUCAACGUUCACCAUAGUCACGCUCAGCCUGUUCGUCGGCACCGUUAUACUCGUGUGUAAGCACGGGUCGUCGUGGCACGUGGCGGGCGCGCGCGUGUCCCGCGCCGCCUACCGCGCCUACUCCGCCGAGCGGCUCGACUGCUGGCUCGCCGUGCACGUCGGCCUCGGGCAUGUCAACGUCACGCUUACUGCGCUGUCGUGGGGCAACAGCUCGACGGCGGACCCCGGGGUGGACUACAACGAGCAGUUCCGGUGGGAGGAGGCGGGGGGGAUCCAGGAGUGGUACCGCGCGGGGCUGGGCCGCGGCCUGCCCUACCCCGUGCUGUCUGUGGCUGAGCACUUUGCCGUCCAGCACGAGGGCUUCGAGUGGGGUGCCAAGUACCGCGCCGCCGGAUAUGCCACCUCCACGCUGCUGUGGGCUGCGCUGGCUCUCUGGCUGCUGAUGAACUUGCUUCUAGUGGUGGUUCCCCGCUACGGCGCAUACUCCAUGGCGUUCCUCGGGGUGACCCUGUGCGCGGCGGCUGGCGGGUACUGGGCGUCGCUGCCUCACGUGCCGCUGGUCGUAAGACUUGACGGGUCGAUGCUGUUCUUCUCAUUAGGGUGGUGCUUUUGGCUUGUACUCAUUUCAGGUUGCACAUGCGUGUUCGUGGGGCUAGUGAUCGCGGCGCUGGACCUCACAUGGCCGCACCGGUUCUCGACCGUUCUGGAGGUGGACUACGACACUCCGUACGACCGACACGUGCUCAUCGUGGACAGCCGGCAGCGCGCGCGCCCGCAGACGCAGCCCUCGCUGCCGUCCCGGAUACUGAGGAGACUGUCAUCUAAAACAAAGGACGACGGUCACGUGUCCAUGUCGGUGGUGAACGAGCGCGAGCGCGGUCGCGAUAACCCCGCCUUCCAGCCCGAGAGGAAGCCCAACUCGCCCUGGCGGUACCCGCUGUUCCGGAGGCAGAUCGACAGAGUGGACUCAGCGUCUAGUUUCGGUUCGAGUCUAAACGGCACCGGGUCGGGCAUCAAGAUGUCUCCGCUAGCGGGCAGCAUGUCGCACUCCUCGCCCACCGCCAUCCCUCCUUACCGGUAUCGUCCACAAAUACCAGCAGCGGAAAGAGUCAAAGAUAUGUGGUGAACUGGGGAUUCAUUAAAAACUGUAUUGAAAAACAUGCUCAAGUGACAUAUCCAGCCUUACAAGUGUUGAGUGUUUUUUUGAGUAAUCGAUCUCCGCCAAGGACAAUAUAUUUGUGUAAAUAUGUAAAUUUGACUUAGGUAGGUAGUCAACUAAUCUGUCCAGUGUCAUAAAAUGUGUAAUAUAGAAAAUUAUUGAUGUUUACUUAACGAUACGUAUGUGUACCUCGUUUUAGAUUCCUCUUAUAAAUGUACCGUUUGUGAAAUACCUACGACACACAAGUGAAUACUUUGUGCCAUCAUCUACUUUAUGAUAACAAUCACGUGACCCAAAAUAUAGAUUAUCUUAGUCACAAAUAGGGAAUCAGUGGCACUGACUAAUAGUUCCUAUUAUUUCCCUCUUUACAUACGGCUUGAGCGAUAAUUCUUAGUUUCAGGGUCACAAAAGCUAUAAUUAUUUCCAACUGUACUUUACGUUAACAUAAAGAAGUCAUUUAGUCUAAUUUUAAUUUAUUUAUUGUGUAUCUUGUAGGUCUUAUAAUUGUAUUAUUUCGAGAUAGAUGUUUGUGUACGUAAAUAAUAUGAAAUGUGAUAGAAAGGCUCAUCUGAUGCCAAAUUAGUGUAAGAGAGUUCUAUGAAUGUAUUGCAAAGCCGAAGCACAUUGACAUAACUAAACUGUUUCUAUUUCUUAAGUUAACUUGAUAAUAGCGUGAACUGGCUUUGAAAAUGACAUGUAUUAGUGUGACUCGUAAGCUUGAAACAUCACAAACCACCCACGUUGCUAUAUUCAAUGUUGUAAAGAUGUGUUUCAACAGGGAAUAGGCGUAUUUAACUUUCAAUAAAAUUAUAAAAUGUAUUUAACUUUAAGAUGACAGUGAGAUCGAACGAGUGGGUGUUUAUCUGACAGUAUUUAUUGUGAUCUAAGAAAAUAAACAAAUUCUAAUCAUA
Molecule: messenger RNA, 2593 nt
Organism: Plutella xylostella (diamondback moth)
Lineage: Eukaryota; Metazoa; Arthropoda; Insecta; Lepidoptera; Plutellidae
Gene: mol
Product: dual oxidase maturation factor 1 mol
Biological process (GO): protein transport
Cellular component (GO): endoplasmic reticulum membrane
Source: RefSeq, a predicted model, not a curated record